UUUACUACCUAUUUUCAUAAUAAUCGCUUCGUUUUUGAGCUCAGAUCAUUUUGCCGUGUUUUAACAUUACAGAGAUUGCUUUCUCAUGUUAACUUGAUGUGAAGUUUAACGUGAGCAUUAGUGCUCGACAACGUUAGCUAAACGAGGAGAAAUCACUAACGUUAAUCACUUUUUAGAUGCUGUGGUGCACCAAAAUGUUUAGCUUAAGUUAGUUUAACGUACUGGGAAGGUGAACACAUAGCCUAACCUUAACUUAGAGUUUAAGGAUCACAUUUUAAACGUAAAUUAUCUUAUUUUUGUAACCAAAUCAAGUAAUUGACACCAGUUAAACUAGCUAAGUUAGCUUAAUAUCAAAUAUUUGUCCACUAUAACGUUACGUUAGCUAUCGUGACGAGCGGAGUUUUGCGCCACAUGCACUUGACUCUGUAUUGAGUUAGGUUAACGUUAGAAUAGAUGGAGGCCACAUGUACUUGACUCUGUAAUGAGUUAAAUUAACAUUAGGAUUGAUGACGCCAUUUUGAUGUGGAUGAGCGCCUUAACAGAACUGUUAAACUGUUAUUACAAAUUAAAAAAUUAGUGAAAAAAGUUAAUUCAUGUUGUAUAGUGCAUUUGGUAACACUUUAGGUUCCAUGGUGGUUAUUACUAGAGUGUUAGCAAUGUGUUAAUCGUUUUAACGUUAGUUAUUCGCAUAGCCUACGCAUCACAUGUUUAGGCUAGUUAUUCAUUAAUGGAAGUUCCAUCAUUAAUGAAUUACUGCACAUGAACAAAUGAUUAAGUAAGGGAUAAUGUAUAGCGAGGAGGUUGUUAUUGAGAAAUACAACCCCGACAGGCUGCAAUCGGGAGCCCGACGCGAAGCGAUAGCUUAUAUUGCAGAUUCUUUAAGCUCAUAUUUGGGAGAGACAGAGGGAACAUCAGAGUCUGAUGACACAGCAGUGUUAAUUAGAAGUCCUCCUGAAAAAAAUCGAUCUGAGGAACGUCGUCUUGACCAAGUAAGGAUCACAAUCUUGCCUCUAAAUUACAUUUAUAUAGAAUUACUUAAAUAGUAAAGAUAUUUGGAACUAUAUACACUUGUCAGUUGUUAAUAAUUUCGCAUCUCUGCUCGAUUUUAAAUCAUUCCCCCCUCCAGAUGAUUGAAGAUAUACUGAAGAGCAGCCCCGGAGGCGAGAAGGUCAUAAAAGAAUACACACGCACUAAAAGUUUGUCAGAUAGCAGAAGACGUGACUUGGUGAAAAUAUUGGUGGCCCAGAUGACAAAUGAACAUGGAACAAGCCCUUCCUGACGUUUAAAAGAAGAAUAUGCAAAGGGAAUCAUCACCCUGUUCCCAUGCUUGGCUGACCCAAGGAGCAAGCUUGGAUAUGAGCAUUUUUACAAUGCAGAAGAUGGAAGUGGAUAUCUGGCAUGGAGAAUAAAAACUCUGCAGAAAGAAGCAUCAGAGGGACGGAUGAAACGGCCACGACAACCACAAACAGGUGGGCCAACUACUGACAGAGAUCCCUUCAAAGAAGACACCUGGUUGAAUGAUGAACGUCAGUGUCAGGAAGCAAUUGCCCUGAUGAAACAUACAGCUGACGAGGCAGUGGUAAAGGAAAAGAUGAGGUUAACACUUGCCUAUCGCCAGAAGAUGCUGCAUGACCCUAAAGAGUCCUCUGAUAUUCUUUCUAUUUUCCCGCAUUUCAUUGAUAUACCAGGCUUGAUUGAUCAAGAUUUUGGACUUCUAUUUGGUGAUGCGACCUCUGCAAAGGUGUUGGAGAAGUGGUCUACCAACAUAAAACCAAAGGUUAUUGCACAGAGCCGUGGCCUCACACAGACUAGUGAGCUCCAAGACCUCAUCCAAAAUGCUGAAGCCACUGAAGUUGAAGAAGGUUGGGACAGCGACAUGUCUUCCAUUCUGAUGCUGGUUCACCUUUUGCCACCCUCAAGUCAAGGCCGCAAAACACCGGGAAAGAUCUCAGCGAGAAAAGCAUGUGAUUGUCUUGUGAAAUUCAUCAAGACCGGUACCAGUAUCCAAGGGCACUUGGAUACCAUUGGAGAGAGCCUCCAGCCAUAUCUGCUUGUUGUUGGGCCAAGGAGAAGUAGGGUCCAGUCUUGUUUUAUUGUUAUUGACAAACAUGCUCUACCCUGUAAGGCCUCUAAUUCACUGGCCUGUGUUGAUGAGCUUUUCAAAGCUCACUUUGUCUUUGGCACCUCAUACUGUCAGGAACUUACCAAUGUGUACAACUUUCUGCAAACCACUGUCUAUGACAUAGAUGUUGAAACCACCAAGGUGAAUCCUAGAGUGGCUGAGUUAAGAGCUAGAAUGCUCCAGUGAGCAGAUGAUUUGUUUCAUAUGUAAAAGGGGGCAUGCUAGUGCCAAUGCCCUUAUAAGGCACUUUAAGUUAGUUCAUGGCCUUUGUCCAGGACAACCUCUUUGAGCAAUGUGCUCAAAGAGGUUGUUCACAUGUUUACCAUAGUUUUUCUGGAUUACGAAAGCAUCUCAGCAAGUGUUGUGCGAUUGACCGUUUACACCUCGAUUAUGGUGAAAGCUCAUCCAACGCCAACUCCAUUUCACUAGGGGAUGUAGGUGUUUUACCAAACCAAAAUUCAACUUGUGAGUCUGUACUCCCAAAAACAAAUAUAGAAAACAGUUGUGCAACAGUGGUAGCCGAACUUAAAGUUGCUGGUGUCGCAGAGACAACUAUUAACUAUGUUGUUAGUGCUCUAGAAGAAGUGGUUGGAGACGUUUAUAGUCAAACACAAGAGUCUGUGAAAAAGAGCUUAUCUUUAGAGGAGCCCAUAAAAAGUUUGGUUGAGUCUCAAAUUGAUCAGUGUUUUGAAAAAAUGCAAAAUCCUUUUGUGGCAUUAAACACUGAGAGUAAGAGAAUGCAGUACUUUUCGGACAAAUGGGGGAAAAUAGAUCCUGUUGAAUAUGUUCUCGGUACAAGAUUUGCUACACGGCGUAAUAGAACAAUUGGAACUUUCGCCCAAACCAUUGUUAAGGAUAAAUUUGUAUAUAUACCAAUUCUUGAGACAAUACAGUCGAUUUAUAAGCACCCUAAAAUUAAAGAUAUGAUGAUGAGGGAUUCACAACAAAUACCAAAUUUUCUUUAUGACAUACAAGAUGGAGAAUUAUUUAAGAAUCAUGCGCUCUUUUCAAAACAAAGACAUGCUGUUCAGAUCCAGCUUUUUUUUGAUGAAUUUGAAUGCUCAAAUCCCCUUGGAUCAAAAAAGGGAAUACAUAAAUUAGGAGCUAUCUAUUUUACCCUUAGAAAUAUUUCCCCUAAAUACAAUUUUGUUCCGCUUGUUCAGGAUAUCUCAACACUGGAAACCAAUGGAAUUCAGAUUCCUUUAUUUGAUCAUACAGUUUAUGGAACCAUUGUCCAAGUUACUGGUGACAACCUUGGAGUCCAUUCCUUAUUUGGUUUUGUAGAAUCUUUCAGUGCUAGGUACUGUUGCCGCUUUUGCCUACUAGAGAAAGAAGACUUUCAGACAGAGUUCAGUGAAGAUAGUCCAAAGAUGUCAGUGCGAACUAAAGAACUUCAUGCUGAACAUUGUCAGAGUAUGCAGAACAAUCCCAGUCUACCUUAUGUAAUGGGAGUAAAAAAGUCUUGCCUUUUAAAUUCGUUGCAAUAUUUCCACACGACUGCAAAUUUUUCAGUUGAUAUCAUGCAUGAUAUAUUAGAGGGUGUCGGACAAUAUGAAAUGAAAUUACUCCUUCAGCACCUGAUUGACAAUUACACCACACCAGCAGAAGUACACAGAAGAAUUCAGAGUUUCAACUAUGGCUUCUUGGAACAAAACAACAAACCUCCUGGUGUAGCAUUAAGAGAGGGUUCCAAUGACUUGGGCUUAAAUGCCACCCAGAGCUGGUGUUUACUGCGUCAUCUACCCAUUAUGUUUGGAGAUCUUGUCUGUCCUAAUGAUCAUCACUGGUAUUUGUUUAUUUUAUUGCUUCAGAUAGUCAAUAUAGUGUUUUCUUCAGUUAUAUCCACUGGUAUCACUAUUUAUUUGAAAUACCUGAUUGCAGAGCACCACAGUUUGUUUAAGCAUUUGUUUCCUGACAAGAACUUGUUGCCAAAGCAUCAUUUUAUGGUGCAUUACCCCAGUUGUAUGCAGAAAAUUGGACCAUUGCUACAUAGUUGGUGCAUGCGUUAUGAAGCGAAGCAUAACUUUUUUAAAAAGCAGUUGAAAAGCUUUAAAAACAUAACAAAAACAUUAGCAAAAAAACACCAGUGCCAAAUCGCUUACAUUUGGCAAACAUUUGAUCCAAAUGACAUGAAAUUAGGUCCUGGGAAAAUGACUCCCUUAAAUGAAAUGGAAGUUGGUGCUGAGAUUGCGGAGAAACUUAAUGUACCUAUGUGGACUAAGGUUCUAAAUGUAAAAUGGGUCAAGCGCUGUGGAAUUACUUACCGUUUAGGAUUAGCAGUUUGUGUUCAAGUUCAAAAUGAAAUGCCUGUAUUUCAUGUAAUCCAGAAUAUUGUUAUCAAAGAUGAGCAGAUCCUUUUGAUUACAACUGCACUAAAAACGUUUUGUUUAGCUGAACAUGUCAAUUCUUACAAAGUUGCACAUACUGCAGAAGCACCUUCUGUUUUGGAGAUUAGGGAUAUUUUGCACCACAAGUUGUUUGAUAUUCUUAUGUCUUAUGGUUUGGAUUCUGAUUUGUUUAUUGUACCAUAUUGUUUCAUAUAAUUCUUCAUCCUUUCUCUUACAUUAUCACUA
This is a messenger RNA of Esox lucius (northern pike), 4695 nucleotides long. RefSeq lists its product as uncharacterized. NCBI's taxonomy places the organism in Eukaryota, Metazoa, Chordata, Actinopteri, Esociformes, Esocidae. The transcript has 7 exons. Bases 1442 to 2308 code for a protein of 288 amino acids. The record is from RefSeq and is a predicted model, not a curated record.